This is a messenger RNA of Drosophila ananassae, 3058 nucleotides long. Its product is annotated as glutamyl aminopeptidase. The coding region runs from base 93 to 2909 and encodes 938 amino acids. Gene Ontology annotation, cellular component: cytoplasm. The transcript is spliced from 6 exons. Lineage: Eukaryota; Metazoa; Arthropoda; Insecta; Diptera; Drosophilidae. The record is from RefSeq and is a predicted model, not a curated record. Gene Ontology annotation, molecular function: zinc ion binding; peptide binding; metalloaminopeptidase activity. Gene Ontology annotation, biological process: peptide catabolic process; proteolysis.
UAUUGGGCAACGCGGUGGUACUGAGAGCUGGGUCGCUAGUUCACAGACUUUUUCCAGUUAGUUAGUCGCUCGCGAUAGGUGCGAUUGCAAAGAUGGCUUUUCUAACUAGCUAUUGGCUACAAGUGGUGCUCUCAUGGGCGGUGGUGGCCUUUGCCACUGCCACCGUGGUGGUGGCGGUACAGAAUGCCAAAUUGGAGCAGGAUCUGCGCGAUGUCCAGGAUAAGAUUGAUAUUUUCGAGAAUCUAAAUCGUGACGGACAGAGUCGAGUUAAGCGCGAAGAUAGCAUUGAUUACCGUCUGCCCACGUCUGCUGUGCCCACUCACUACGACGUUUACUGGCAUCCGGAUCUGGAAACAGGAAACUUUACCGGUCAGGAGAAGAUUAGCAUCACGGUGGUGGAGGCCACCAGCCAAAUCGUUCUCCAUGCCCAUCUGCUGGAAAUCACAAGUGUCUUUACCUAUACCAACAACCUGCAAGUCGAGAGCUACGAGUUAGAUGAGGAACGCCAGUUCCUGAUCGUAAACCUGUCGACGGAGCUAGCAGAGAAUGCCACCUUCACUCUGGGCAUUUUGUUCAAUGGCCAGAUGAAGGACAAGCUUGUGGGUCUAUAUAGCAGCACCUACCAAAAUGAAGCCGGAAAUCAAAGGACUAUUUCCACUACGAAAUUCGAACCCACAUAUGCCCGCCAGGCCUUCCCCUGCUUCGAUGAGCCGGCUCUGAAGGCCACAUUCGUCAUCACGGUGGCCCAUCCCACUGGCUCCUACCACGCUGUUUCCAACAUGCGACAGGCAUCGGAUCCCACAAAUCAGGGAGAGUACUCGGAGACCCUGUUUGAGACCAGUGUGGCGAUGAGCACCUACCUGGUGUGCAUCAUUGUAUCCGACUUCUCCUCCAAGUCCACCACUGUCAAUGCUAAUGGCAUUGGCAACGACUUCUCCAUGGAGGCCUUCGCCACUUCCCACCAGAUCGACAAGGUGGAUUUCGCCCUGGAUUUUGGAGCUGCUGUGACAGAGUAUUACAUCCAGUACUACAAUGUGCCGUAUCCAUUGCCGAAAUUGGACAUGGCUGCCAUCCCUGAUUUCUCCUCUAAUGCCAUGGAACACUGGGGCUUGGUUACCUACAGGGAGACGGCUCUGCUCUAUGACUCGAGUUCUAGCUCCACUGCCAACAAGCAGUCCAUUGCAGCAGUUUUGGCCCACGAGAUCGCCCAUCAGUGGUUUGGAAACUUGGUCACCAUGGAGUGGUGGAAUGAUAUUUGGCUAAAUGAAGGCUUUGCCCGUUUCAUGCAAUAUAAGGGGGUCCAUGCCGUGCAUUCCGAUUGGGGAAUGUUGGAGCAAUUCCAGAUUCUCGCACUGCAUCCAGUAAUGGUGUACGAUGCCAAGCUCUCCUCUCAUCCCAUUGUCCAGCAGGUGGAUACGCCCGAUGAGAUCACCGCCAUUUUCGACACUAUUAGCUAUGAAAAGGGAGGCUCUGUGAUCAGAAUGCUGGAGCACCUAGUCGGUUCGGACAAGUUCGAGGAGGCGGUUACCAACUAUUUGACAAAAUAUCAGUUUGCCAACACCGUAACUGAUGACUUCCUCUCCGAAGUGGCUGCCGUGGUCACCGAUUUUGAUGUUAAGUUACUUAUGCGAACGUGGACCGAACAAAUGGGCUAUCCGGUACUGAAUGUCUCGAGGACAGAAACUGGCUUCCUGGUCACACAGCAGCGUUUCCUCUCUAACCCUGCUAGUUAUGCGGAGGCCCCCAACGACAGCGAAUUCCAAUACAAAUGGAGUGUACCGAUCACCUAUAAGUUGGGUUCCUCAUCUGAAACCGAAGAUGGCUCCGGAAUCUUUUAUUACAAUGAAGAUUCAUACUCCAUUCCUGCCGAUAGCAAUCAAUGGAUCAAGCUCAACUAUCAUCAAUAUGGCAUGUAUAUUGUAAACUACGAGGAGAUCCUCUGGAAUCUACUUAUCCAGCAGCUCACCUCAAGCCUAAGUAAUUUUGAAGUCGCCGAUCGGGCCCAUCUCCUCAACGAUGCCUUUGCUUUGGCGGAUGCCAAUCAACUCUCCUACAGGAUUCCGCUAGAAAUGACCGGAUACUUGGGCUCCGAACGCGAGUUUGUGCCAUGGUAUGUGGCCGCCAAUAAGCUGACCUCUCUGCAUCGCAGUCUUAUGUACAGCGAGGGAUAUGUUACCUUCUUAGCCUAUGCCAGGAGUAUCCUCAAUGGGGUAUACAACGAAGUCGGCUGGACUGUUGAUGCCGACAACCACUUGAGAAAUCGCCUGAGGGUUUCGGUCCUGUCAGCUGCCUGUGCCCUGGGUCUUCCCGAUUGUUUGCAGCAAGCUGCCCAGCGCUUCAACUCUUUCCUGGAGAAUCCCACAACCAAUCGGCCCUCGCCCGAUCUUCGGCAACUUGUCUACUUCUAUGGUAUUCAGCAAUCCACGAGCCAAUCAACCUGGGAGCAAGUCUUUACUCUCUUUACCGAGGAAAGCGAUGCCAGUGAAAAGUCGAAACUGAUGGAGGGGUUGGCGGCUGCUCAGGACCCGCAAUGGCUCUUUGAAUACCUCAAGAGAGCUGAAAAUGAGUCUAUUGUUCGCUCCCAGGAUUAUUUCACUUGCGUUCAGGCAAUAGCAGCCAAUCCUGUGGGUGAACCUGUGGUUUGGGAAUACUACCGGGAGCAGUGGCCUCAGCUCACCGCAAGAUUUGGCCUUAACAACCGCAGCUUUGGUCGACUAAUUGCCCAAAUCACGAAGAAUUUUGCCAGCACCAUUAAGUUGGAGGAGGUGCAGCACUUCUUUGAGAAAUACCCGGACUCCGGCGCGGGAGCUAAUUCCCGUUUGGAGGCCGUGGAGACGAUCAAGUACAACAUUGAGUGGCUGUCCAGUAACCGCGAUGACAUCAACAACUGGCUAAAUGGAACGGGCUAGCUCUUGACCAAGAAAAACCAAUUGUAAAAAUAUAUUGUACAUCAAAUAAAAACACGACAAUUAACUGUUAACUAGAAUUGCAUAAGUAACAACGAAAUUUCCGUUCAAGUUCAAUAAAAUGAAAUUCCAAAAUCAAACCAUAAAUAAAA